This is a messenger RNA of Carassius carassius (crucian carp), 1559 nucleotides long. It is a transcript of the gene unc119a1, whose product is annotated as unc-119 homolog a (C. elegans). Gene Ontology annotation, biological process: positive regulation of protein tyrosine kinase activity; lipoprotein transport; negative regulation of caveolin-mediated endocytosis. Gene Ontology annotation, molecular function: lipid binding. Gene Ontology annotation, cellular component: spindle midzone; centrosome; spindle pole. The transcript is spliced from 5 exons. Lineage: Eukaryota; Metazoa; Chordata; Actinopteri; Cypriniformes; Cyprinidae. The record is from RefSeq and is a predicted model, not a curated record. The coding region runs from base 309 to 923 and encodes 204 amino acids.
GGUUUUGCUCGGUUUGUUACAUGAAGUGGUUGCUUUAAUACCUCCAGCAGCAGACAGACAGGCAGAUUACAGAGCGAGAGCCACUCGCCCUAUAGGAAAGAAGGAGUAAAAUAUCUCAAUAUAUUUCGAAGACUAACUGGCUGGGGGAGGUGAACGCGCUAUUCUUGUAUCCAUAAAAGCCUGCGUUAAAUAACGACAACGCAUAACCCAGCAGAGGUGAAGCAAGCAAACAAACGGCCCUUGCCAGAGAGGUUUGCUGCGAAGACUGCAAGUCGUGCACGAACAGCAGCAUCGUAUCGCAUUUAGAGAUGAAAGUCAAGCAAGGCUGCGACGCGGGUGUCCCGUGUACGACUGAAGAGGUUUUGUUAAAAAGCACAGAAAUAACACCGGAGGAUGUACUCGGGCUGCAAAAGAUCACAGACAAUUACCUCUGUGGUCCAGAGCAGAACAUACACAAGAUCGACUUCACCAGGUUCAAAAUCCGAGACAUGGAGACAGGCACAGUUCUUUUUGAGAUCACCAAACCCCCUACAACAGAGAGUGGGGAGGGCAGGACGGACUUUGACCAGAACGCCGGGCGCUUUGUGCGUUACCAGUUCACCCCCGCUUUUCUCCGACUACGCCAGGUUGGCGCCACGGUGGAGUUCACUGUAGGCGAUGUUCCCAUCAACAACUUCCGAAUGAUCGAGAGGCACUAUUUCCGUGGGCAGCUGCUGAAGAGCUUUGACUUUGAGUUUGGUUUCUGCAUCCCGAGCAGUAAGAACACCUGUGAACACAUCUAUGAGUUCCCACCACUGUCUGAAGAUAUAAUGCGUGAAAUGGUCCUUCACCCUUAUGAGACGCAAUCUGACAGCUUUUACUUUGUGGACAACAAGCUUGUGAUGCACAGUAAGGCAGAUUAUUCUUACAACGGCGGACCGUAGGAAGUCAUUCUCACCUUUUGCACUGAUUUGCAGUGGACCGGCAGAGGAACAUCUACUGAAAGUGGCAUCUAAUCUUAUAUGUGAUGAUGCGUUCGGUUAAAACAAACAAAAAACAUCCCGAUCUCAGGAUAUGUAUGUGUGUGUGUGAGAAAAAAAGAAUGUUGCUCAAAAUGGGCCAGUACUACUUUGUACUACCAAUUUACCUUAGAAUCAUGUAAAUGUGAUAACUCUGUCUCUUCGAGGAUAUGAGUGUACCUGUGCACAUGUGCAUUCAUUGCAAGCUCUGUUUUUUAUGUUUUUCAAAGCCCAAAGCCAAAUAAUUUUAAACAACUGUUUAUACAGUGAUUUCGCUCAAGGCUUCUAAAGCAUAAAAAGAGCAUCAUGUUGAUUUGGUUAAAGAUACAGUGGCCAAUGCAGUGUAUAAAAGAAGGGAUUCCUACAAAUAGGCCUGGUUUUGCUUUUAUUUUUCUCACUUUAAUUUUUGAAUCUUCAUAAUUUGGUCGAUGAUGUAAAUCUAUGUUAUUUAUAUUAAUAUGCUCUUAUUUAUAUUGAUAUAUCUUGUCACACAUAUUUUUAAUAGCAAAUUUUGUCAAAUGAUAGUGAUAGAUAUCUGUGUCAAUUGUUUCAUGUGAUUUA